AUGCCUCGUUCCUCAGCAUACUCCUCGCGCCGCAGACUCUCUACGACAUCUGUCAAUUCCAUGGUGCUAAUAGAGAUUUCCACCGGCUGCAAGGCCCGCGAGUUAGCAUGGAUCCUCGAGGAGACACGCACCGUCAUGACCGAGCUCAAGCAUGGUCUUGACGGCUGUUAUGCGCUCCUCGCUCCCAUCGACCCCGGAAGCACGCUCGUCCUCAGCACGCACCGCAACGAGAAAGUCAAGGGACACAUCACACGGGUCGGAACGAGGAUAGUGAAAGGAACCAUCCACCUCCAGCUGCGGACGCUCCCGAGCCAGAGCGUCGCCCUCGACCCCCAGAAUCCGAUCCACAUCCCCUCGCUCGAAGCGCUGGGCACGCACCUCUCCGAAUCCGUCAAGCUCCUCGCCCUCGCCCUCGACUCGCCGCCCUCGCCCCGCCCCAUAGCCGACCACCUCCGCGCCCUCUCCAUCUCCCUCGCUGCCUCGACCGCCCUCCUGCGCGGCCCGCCCCUCGAGUCCCCCGACCCCUCGUGGCAGCACGCCUCCUGGCCCCAGGCGCACUUUGCCCCGCCGCUGCCCCCCAACAUCGCCUUCCACCUCUUCCUGCAGGAGGCCACCCUCGUGCUGGCCCUGCGCGCCCUCGAGCCCGCCGACGCGCCGCAGCACUUUGGCCUCAAGCUCGGCCUCGCCCUCGGGACCUAUCGCCGCCUCGAGCACGACGAGAUGGACCACGUCUAUCCGUUUCGCUACAGCCGCCUCACGGCUGGCGGGUCGCGCCACGUCCACCGUGGGGCAUCCGUCGAGCGCCGGCCUACUGGGUUUCACGAGGCAGACGAUGAUCUCGGCCCCGGAAGCGGCGCCGUCGACGUCUACGUGCGCGAGAAGGUGCGGGUUGAGACGGCGGACCCGAGCCUGCUGAGCCUGUAUGCCAAGCUCCUCGCGCUGGGCAACACGCUGGCGCAGGCGAGGAUGAACUUAGCAGCCGUCAUGGGCGAGGAGCUGGAUGACUGA
Verticillium dahliae VdLs.17 is the source of this 1008-nucleotide messenger RNA. RefSeq lists its product as uncharacterized. Lineage: Eukaryota; Fungi; Ascomycota; Sordariomycetes; Glomerellales; Plectosphaerellaceae. The transcript is spliced from 2 exons. The coding region runs from base 1 to 1008 and encodes 335 amino acids. Gene Ontology annotation, cellular component: RAVE complex. The record is from RefSeq and is a predicted model, not a curated record.